Molecule: messenger RNA, 7290 nt
Organism: Xyrichtys novacula (pearly razorfish)
Lineage: Eukaryota; Metazoa; Chordata; Actinopteri; Labriformes; Labridae
Source: the annotation of a GenBank genome assembly
AUAAUAUGAGGGAUUGCCAUUGAGACAAGCGUGAACUUAUAAUAGAGCGGUAUAUGUGACUGAAAAGUGGGUUUAUUUGUUUUUGAUUUUAUCAAUAGCGAUAAACGGAGAAACCUGGGUCUGUUUUCACUCUAAUGCAAAAAUGCAAUGACGAGGUUGUCACGUCGACUCGCUGUUGUGCCUUUGGGGGCUUUUGGUUGUCGCGCGCAGUGAGAACGUCCUCUGGAUAACAUGCGCGAGGAGCUGCGUCUCUUCUAGAAUAUCUUUAGUUUCUUUUUGUGGGAAAUAUUUUUGUGGAUUUGUCAAACUAAUUUGACGCUUCCUCUUGAUUUCUUGGAGCUGGAGCAGUAAUUUGAUCUUUAUUAUUAUUAUUAUUAUUAUUAUUAUUAUAAGUUAAUGUAAUACAAAUGAGUGACAAGUGAAAAGAAGGAUCACCAGGGGCUAUCAGGAUGGACUAUACCUCAAAUUCAUCCUUUCCAUUUUUCAGUUCACCUGAGGAUUUAGAGGAAGGUAAGAAGUUUGUUUCUCUUUCUUUUGAAUAAUGAAAACAUACAUUUGAAUCCUUUUCUGAAUUAAAAAGUACGGUGGUACUCAUGAACCUUAUUGUAGAAUAAUCAUAGGAGCAAUAACUGCUAAAUUUUUAAAUAAUUUGAAGUAGAUCAGGAUAAAAUUAAUUGAUUAACCUUAGUGUUUACUUGAAAUUUACUGAGAGGCAGUAAGCACUUAUUUACAGAGAUGCAAAGUCAUUCAUCGAUGCAAGCACAAUGCAAACAACAAAGCAAGUUAAGAUAUAAUAAACAGGGACUAUUAGACCAUUAAAAUCUACAACAGAAGAUAUUUAUGAGCCAAAACUCACAUUUCACUAAAACCCAUGAGCAAAUUCAAUAGUUUUGAUUGUGAAAUAUGUAAAUGAAAAACAACUACAGAGAGAGGUUAGGUUUAAAACUAACUUUCCAAAAUGUGCAAAAGGUACAAGUGUUGGUUUAAAGUGCUGGUUUUUGUAAUCUUUUUUCCAGGAGUCAGGUACAGAAUAUGAAAAAGCACUUUUGCAGUUCUGACCUUUUUUGAGGGAUGUCGAAAUGCAGCUUCUUUUGGGAACAUGUCUGGAAAAAUCCAUCCAAGAAAUGUCAGAGUUCUGUCAGAUAAGAGGGUAGAUGCCAAAAGAGAUGCCUAUGAUUUUUUGUGUCACUUGGAGAGAAGAUCACACAACACUGCUACAUGAAAUAUAAUCAUGUGUUCUUACUGCAUCACCAAAAAUGAAACUCAAUACAGAGUAACGGACAGGAUGAAUACAUUUCAGUGUUGUGGAAAACAACAUCACCAUAGACUGAUUGACAAGAGGACUGCCACCUCAACCUAAAACAUAAAAAAAUGUAUUAAUUUCUGUUAAUAUGGUUAUACAAAAGCUAAACUUUAAUCCAAUAACCUAAUAUCAGCAGCCUGUGAUUUUCUCCGUAUUUCGAGCAUUUAUAAAUAUCCUGUUCUGUUGCUUGUGGACUUUGGUUUUGAACCAUUAAAAUAAGUCAGAGGUCAUUAAGGGUGACGUGCAGAUUGUUAAAGGGGUGGUGCAUUUGCAAAAAAGUGUCAUUGGCAUACACAUGGAUGCCUGCAUGGAAGUUUGAUAAAGAAGAGACAAUCUAAUAAAUUAACAGGACCUAAAAUCAAGCCUUGUGGAAUACCACAUGUCAUAUUUAAAAUAUAGAAAAAAUGCUCCCAAAUUUAAAUAACUGUUGCCCUCCUGAUUAAUAACUCUUAAAAAGGUGCAUUUUCAUGUAAAUAGUAAAUAGUACAUAAAACAGUACCUAAAAACAAGCUUUCGAACCCCACUUGUCAUUGUUAAAAUGUUGAAAAGUAGCAUCAAAGUUUAAAUCACAGUUGCCUCUUUGAUAAAAAGCUUUUGAAAAGGUGCAUAUUUAUAUGAAUUGUACAUCAAAUAGGACCUAAGGUUGAGCCCUGUGGAACACCAUUUUUAAAGGUUUUAGAAAAGUACCUCCUUAGUUUAAACAACUGUUGUCUCUCUGAUGAAUCUUUUGAAUCAGUUGUACAUAUGCUGUCAAAAACAAUAUUGUGUAACCUUUUGAGAAGCAGGAAAAGGAUGAAGUCCUUUUGACAGAUCAAUAAAAAGGCUAAUCAAUGCUUUCUUUUUAUCUGCUACUUCUGUAAUGUCCUUCACAACCUGGGCAACAUCACUUACGAUGUUGUGUUCAUCCCGAAAGUCACAUUGAUAUGUGCUUAGGAUCUUCAAGGGAAAUUAUGGCCUAAAAUUACUUUAGGGUCAAAUCAUAAAUGUUCUUCCUUGAGCUGCGUCACCCCACUGUAGUCCGUAAUGGACUGGCCUGAGGUCUCGCUUCAAACAAGCGGCUGCUGGAAGAGAGUAGGUGAGUUGUAUUUAGUCUCUUAAGUAAGAAAUUAGGCAAAGCUAAAAAGAUGUUUAGUGGCUAGUGCUGUGGCUGGGACCCUAUAUGUACUGUUGAUGAAGUUAGGUGCUGUUCUGAGCAUUAUUUGUGUCUAUAGAGUGGCGUUUUGGUUGAGGUUUGUUUAAGGCUCCUCAGACCGCUGUGUAUUGCUAUCCAGUGGUCGUUACUAAAGUUGGUAUAACUAGAGAAGCAAGCGGUCAGCAACAUUCAUUUCUCAAGGGGGUUUCUAACUCUGUGUUACAGUGUGUUUGAGCCUGAAUUAAUUUUACGCCGGAAUAUCCCUUUAACACUUGAUGAAAUGUUUUUCAGUCAGUCAGUUGAUAAUUAUGAUCCAGAAGACUCAAACAAAAAUUAAAACAAAAUACAUUUAUAGUCAAAAUCGCAUUGAGUAGGAUCCACUGUGUUACCUGUAACUAACAUUGACUCUUCUGUUUUCUCCUUUUGCCAGAUCAUGAGCCCCAGUACAACAAUGUGCUCAUGCCAAGCAUCUUUGGUAUCAUUUGUUUCUUUGGACUCUGUGGAAACUCUAUUGUCAUCUACACCAUUGUGAAGAAAACCAAGCUGUGCUCUCAGCAAACAGUACCGGACAUAUUCAUCCUCAGUUUAUCCAUUGCAGACCUACUGUUUCUCCUUGGCAUGCCUUUCCUUAUCCACCAGCUUGUGGGAAACGGCUCCUGGUGCUUCGGCGCCACCAUGUGCACCGUCAUCACUGCGCUGGACUCCAACAGCCAGAUUGUGAGCACCUACAUCCUGACUGUGAUGACUCUGGAUCGCUACCUGGCUACUGUGCAUCCUAUCCGCUUCAAGCACAUCCGGACCCCCUGUGUGGCUGGGGCGGCAGUCGCUCUUGUGUGGGUCUUCUCUCUGGUGUCCAUCAUUCCAGUGUGGAUGUACACAGGACUUAUGCGCCUCAAGGAUGGCUCAGUUGGCUGUGCCGUCCUGCUGCCAGAUCCAGCCACUGACACAUACUGGUUCACUCUCUAUCAGUUCUUCCUUGCCUUUGCUCUCCCUUGGGUGGUCAUCUGUGGGGUCUUCUUUAAGAUUCUCCAAAAUAUGUCGGCUACAGUCGCUCCUCUUCCUCAGCGCAGCCUGAGGGUGAGGACAAGGAAGGUGACCCGUAUGGCAGUGGCAAUAUGCUUGGCCUUCUUCACCUGCUGGGCCCCAUAUUAUAUCUUACAACUAAUCCACCUUGGUGUACAGAGACCUACCUUCGCCUUUAUGUAUGCUUACAACAUAGCAAUCAGUCUAGGCUAUGCAAACAGCUGCAUCAACCCGUUUAUCUACAUCGUAUUGAGUGAAACAUUCAAAAGGAAAUUCAUUGUUGCAAUCAAGCCGAUCCACAGGGGUUUCAGAGUCGCUCCUGCGCUGGCAGACGGCAGCAUGAGCCUGAGGACGGCACCAGACAGUGCCCACCCAUCACACUCUCAGUCCUCAAGGGACCUGCUGCAAAACAUGCUGCCUGUCACUGUGGCUGUACACUGAAACAGACACUGCAUCCUGCCAUCUGUGACUAUGACUGAAAGUAUUCAGCAGAUAAGCACCUGCUACUGUUGGCUGCUUUAAGAAAAUGCAUGACUACAACCAGACAACUUGGCUUUCAUGCAUGCACACAAAGAAGAGGGGAGGCGUGCUCUCUCUAUUGCAGGCUUUGGUACUCCACAUAAGCACAUGGAGGGGCAGGGAGCUCUCAGAACAGAGCCAUACUGCCAAAUAUUACUAUCGCAUGCUUGUGACAAAAGUAGUCGUGACUGAACUUGAGUUAUUCACUAAAACGGUGUAAAACUUGUCUAAAACAAACCUGUAUGCAUUAAUGUCUGCUUGUUCUGUAGAUUUAAAAAACUGGUCUCUGCCAGUCUUAUGUCCAUGCUGGAUUAUGUGGAUGUCUUUAACACGCAUGCCUUCCCUCAGAGCUUGCAUACUCUACAGACUGUAUCAUGGAGCAGAGAGAUUCAUCGCUAAUUUCACUGCCCUCAGUCAUCACUGUUUUCUGUAUGUGAUGGUCGGUCUAUCGUGUUUGUGCCAAGACUAAAAAACAUUGGUGAUUCUUAUUUUCCAGUCUAUCUGCUGUGCUGCUGCAAACUGAAUUUAAUUUAGCUAAUACAUUUGAUCAGAGCUGGUCCGCCAGAGUCUGUGAUGAGAGAAUUGUAAUGGUCUUGGGUCAGGCUCUAUUCCCCUUUCCUGAAAGUCUCUCGCCACUCUCUCCCCCGGUUCCCUAAUCUAUCUGCUGUUAUUCUUCACAUAAAAACCGUUCAUUCAAACAUGAUGUUGUGAGAUAUUAACUCUGGACAGGUGAAUAUUCUUACGUGACUUUUCAGCCUAAAACACAACAGCACACUUUGCAUUGUAAUGUGUUAAUUUCAGAUUCAGCAUGGGACAAAAGAUCAGACUGAGUCAACCACUUAUCAAGAAAAAACAAAACAAAACAAAUACGACUGAUUAUUAAAAAGCACAAUGGGUGACUUGACGCCCUCUGAUGUUGAUUGUGCGCCAGCUUUGUGAAAUUACAUGUAAUGGCUUUAUAAUUCUGCUAAAAUUAAAUGUUGCACAUCUUGCACACCUAAGGGUUGCAAAUGAAUGUUUUUAAUCUAAUGUGUUAUUCUCACUAUGCACAGUAAAAUGAGUUACACGGUUCUGCAGAGUUUGGAUCAUUUACAAACGGUUUUAUUUCGAAUGAGUCACGAUGUCACCGUGAAAUGUUUUAUUUUAUAUAAUUAUUAUUAUAAUUAUUUUACUGUGAUGAAUAAUGUGGCAGUAACGUUGCACAGUUGGACGCUCAUGAUCUUUGUGAAGAUAUGUGACGCUAACUCAUACUCUGUGCUGCUUUGACCACAGUUUUUGAUGUUGUGGGCGUGUUGUGGCUGUAAAACUGUCUGACUGUUUGACAGGUCACUGCAUGCACAUUCGACUUGUUUGGUACAUCAGAGAAAAUUAUUCAACAGUGGAAAAAAUAGAAGUGAGGUCGCAGGCAGUCGCAGGCAGUGAUUAAACUGUAGACAUGUGACACUGCUCUUUUUGAUGCUGCAAUUUAGCAUGUAAUGAAGCUCUUAGUGUGUAUUUUAACUGGACAUUUAUCUAUAGUGUAUGUGCUGUGGAAAUGUACACUUGGACACAUCUGUUAUAUUUACUGCAUGUUUGAACUUUUACAUUUUACAUCUGGAAAAACAUACAACUGCUAAAAAUGAGGGGACACACGAGGGAAUCCCGUUACUGUGGAUCGUAACUGAAUUAUUGAUGGAAGUCGACCGAGUAUAUCUUUGAAAGUUCAUGUUUUAUGCUAGAAAAGGGAAACCUUAACUACUGUUAUAACUUUGAAUUAAAACCUGACCUGCAACUUCAAAAAGAGGAAUAUCCAUUAAGUCUUGAACUGAAAUGAACUGUUCCUAGUUCACAGAAGCUGUGAGGCCAUGCCUCGUGCUUCGAAUAAGGAAGUCCAGACAGUUUUCUAGGGCUUAACUGCUGUCUCCUUUCAGCUUUUCUCAGCGGGAGAGUUUAUAAAUGUCUUGAACAACACAAAUUUUGUUUCUGCUAUUAAAAUACAGGGAAAAAGGUAGGAUUAUCCCUCUAUUAUUAAAAAUUAAUUACAACUAAUUAAGUCUUUUAUACUCUCAGCUCCUUACAUGGAUUAUGUUUGUGCCUUGGUGAUAACAGAACAUAAAUAGGCCCUGAUUACAAAGCAGUGUGAGGUCAAUAAAAAUGUUCUCGUGUGUCCGCCUGUUGCUCUCAAGCUCUGUGUUUGUCACUGAACUAAAACUGGAGACAGAAUUAUUCUGUAAUUUAUCUCCAACAGGACACAGUAGCCUCUUUCACAAGCUGUACUUCUGAAAAGUUCUUAAUUUUCCAGGAGGUCUGUCCCUAAAAUUUCCAAAGUUGCUCAUUCAUUAGAAUAAGAUCAAUAUUUGAGAACCUUUUCAAUUGUACUAUGUAUGAAACUUAAGUUUAAGACAAUUUCCCCUUAAAAUUUUAAGUGCUAAAUAUGAAUCUAAAUGUCAAAUGCUCCAUAUCAAUGAUAGAUGUACUGUAAAUCUAAAAGCUGAAUAUUAGAAUAAAAUGUUAAAUCAAGUUGUAAAUGUUAUGUGUCAAAAGUUAAUAAAUGAACCAUUGCAGAGUUAUAGAAAUUGACUAUAACUCCAAAUUAUGUCAAAUGUAAAAUACAUAUGUAAAUGUUGAUGUUAGGUAUAAACCUGAUGUAAAAUGUAAAGGAUAUUGAAAAAUAUUACAUCUGAAUGUUAAGAACUAAAUAUGGAAAUAUUUAUGCAGUUUUAAUGUUAAAAGUUAAAUCCAAAUGUUUAUCAUACAUAUAAAUGUUGAAUGUGAAAUCUAAAUGUUAAAUAUGCAUAUGUGAAUGUCAAAGGGGUAUUUCACUUGUAAUAUUGAAUAUUGAAUCUAAAUGAUAAAUAUUUGAUCUAAAUAAAAAGGAAAAUGUUAAAUAAAAAUUUGAAUAGUUAAUAUUAUUUUAAAAUGUUAAAAAGAACAAUUAACAUAAAUCUAGAUGUUUGAUAUCAUAUUACAAUUUAGAUAUUUAAGUCUCUAGGUUGUAUAUAGAAUUUACCAAGUGGUUUAAGCACUCAUUCAUAUAUGGAGGCUUUUGUUCUUGUUGCAGUGGUUGCUGAUUCGACUUUGUUCAUGUCUUUUGCUGCAUGUCUCCCCUGAGGGGGCCGGUUGAUCUUGAGUGGAUCUUCUCUUGUGUGGGUCGUGGGUCUACUCGCUACAAUGACUGUCUCUCUUUUGCCACCCUAUACAUCAAUGGCAAAAAUAUUUUCAAAUUUUUGGUCAAUAUAUUCAAUCAAAAUGUAAAAGUAUAAAAAUGUUUAAUGCAAAUGUUGAACGGUAACUCUUUAAAUCCAAAUAUUAAAUGUUGACAUCCAAUUUUAAA